AUGCUUUGCUACGACAUCGAUGAUGAGACGCUCCACCUGGUCCUCCAGAUGCACAUGGAGGACCUGGAAGAACUCAAACAGAAUAGCAAGGGCAAACACCGAGAGGACGAGCUCCCAGACGCCGACUUCGCCAUCGAUAUGUACCGCUCUGAGAUCGAGUCCCGCGCCCUCUUUGCCUCGGACAGGUCCAUGUGCAAGAGCAUAGCCCAAGCAAACCGCCGCGACGGGCAACUCGUCAGCGCCAUCGUCGAAGAGGAGCAGCAAGCCGCGAACGACAGAGCCUUCGCUGUCUGGCUGAGCCGCGAGGAUCCCUUUUUCCAAGAAAACGAAGACGUGACUCCCUCGCCUCCUCCGAGACAGCCGCCUCCUGCUCCUCCUCCUGGUCCUCCCCCGGCGGCUGGAGGCCAGUACAAUCCCUCAUCCAACGAUGCGUUUCUCCGGAAACUUCAAAUCAUGUACAUGGAUACAGGCGCGGGAGACGAGGACGAAGACGUCAACAUGCUGAACCAGCCGGAGUCUUCCUCCUGGGGAGGAUCUCGCCCGCGAUCCAAAUCGAGAUCCCACGCCGUCAGCAGGGGGAAGAGGAGGUGCAACAGCUGUCUCAACGACCUCGACUUCACCGACGUCGCCCGCUGCCCCUGCAACCACGAAUACUGCCGCGACUGUCUCCGGACGCUCUUCGAGACGGCCAUCACCGACGAGGCCCUCUUCCCUCCCCGAUGCUGCGGCCAGCACAUACCCGUCGAGGAAAACCGCGUGUUUCUCUCCCCGGAGCUCAUCGGCCGCUUCCGCGCCAGGGAGCUCGAGCUGUCGACGCAGGACAAGACGUAUUGUCAUGGGCCAACGUGCUCGCAAUUCAUACCGAAGGAGUUCAUCAAGGAUAGCAUCGCCACGUGUCAGCGGUGUCGGCGCAGGACUUGUACCACGUGCAAAGGCGUGGAGCACAGGAACGAGGACUGCCCGGAGGACGAGUCAACCCAGAGUGUUCUGCAAGUAGCCGACGAGAAUCAGUGGCAGCAGUGUCGUCAAUGCAACCGUCUGGUCGAGUUGGCUCAUGGGUGCUAUCACAUCACGCCAGAUGGAAGACAUGCUCUUGCCCGCAGUGGGAAGAGAACCGACUCAUUGCUCGCGCCAACGCCAUCGUCCACCGAGACCCCAACGCCCCGAACCUGA
Molecule: messenger RNA, 1173 nt
Organism: Colletotrichum karsti
Lineage: Eukaryota; Fungi; Ascomycota; Sordariomycetes; Glomerellales; Glomerellaceae
Product: ibr finger domain protein
Exons: 2
Coding region: 1-1173 (390 amino acids)
Biological process (GO): positive regulation of proteasomal ubiquitin-dependent protein catabolic process; protein polyubiquitination; ubiquitin-dependent protein catabolic process
Cellular component (GO): ubiquitin ligase complex; cytoplasm
Molecular function (GO): ubiquitin protein ligase activity; zinc ion binding; ubiquitin conjugating enzyme binding
Source: RefSeq, a predicted model, not a curated record